This is a messenger RNA of Pimephales promelas (fathead minnow), 2008 nucleotides long. RefSeq names its product 5-hydroxytryptamine (serotonin) receptor 6 (gene htr6). Gene Ontology annotation, molecular function: G protein-coupled serotonin receptor activity. Lineage: Eukaryota; Metazoa; Chordata; Actinopteri; Cypriniformes; Leuciscidae. The record is from RefSeq and is a predicted model, not a curated record. Gene Ontology annotation, cellular component: plasma membrane. Gene Ontology annotation, biological process: adenylate cyclase-activating adrenergic receptor signaling pathway; positive regulation of MAPK cascade.
GGCACAGAAUUGCUCAUACCGGUGCUAAGCGCUGAAGAAGCCAGACUAUGGACUGGGAAAUGUGUCAUUUUAUUGCUUUGCUCAUCUCAUGUUGACAAAUGGAGUGAUGGCAGCUGAAUAUCCUCGCACUGAUGUGACUGAGGCGCACAGAGGGAGUGAAAUCACCAACCUUGCCAAAGGGAAAGAUGGAAAGGAUUACUAUAAACGGGACAUCUUGAUCUUUUUCACCACCUGAGGUGGUCUGCAUUGGAUUCAGUGACCCGCGCAGAUCAACUGUUUCACAUUUCAAUGCACCUGAAAAACCCUGGAUGUGUGUUGGCUUCAUCGAGACCCGAGGAAGCGCACACUGUCCUAUUCAACUCUUCGAUGAUGAGUGGCUCACCUAUCCCUCGAGUAGAGGCAGCAUCAGGUGCUGAUCCCUGGAACGCUCACAGGAGCUUCAAUGACAGCGGUGCUAUCGGUGACGGCUGGAGCAUUAGUGGCAGCGGUCCCUGGCUUCUCGCAGUCAUGCUUUCCCUCAUAAUUCUGGUGACAGCUUGUGGGAACAUUUUGUUGAUUGCCUUGGUGUUCGCACAUCGGUCGCUGCGCUGCACCUCCAAUUGCUUCCUGGUGUCCCUCUUUCUGUCAGACUUGAUGGUGGCUCUGGUCGUGAUGCCUCCCGCUAUGCUCAACGUGCUGUGUGGGACCUGGGUGCUGGCGCCUGGGUUCUGCCCCGUCUGGCUUUGCUUCGAUGUGAUGUGCUGUAGUGCUUCCAUUCUCAACUUGUGUGUCAUCAGUCUGGACCGCUACCUCCUCAUUAUCUCUCCAUUGCGAUACAAACAGCACAUGACCCCGCCCCGUGCCUUGCUGCUGGUGGGCGGGGCUUGGGGGUUGGCUGCGCUUACGUCUUUCCUGCCAAUCAAGAUGGACUGGCACAGCCUGGGUCGCGUGCAAGACCUUUCCGAGCACUAUCCCGCCAACGCCACAGUCUCGCCAUUGAGUUCCUUCUACCCCCCCUCAUACUUCCAGCUUUCCACGUCAGGGACGCCGUCAACGCAGUGCCGCCUGCGGGUGACUCUCCCCUUCGCCCUUGUGGCGACCUUACUCACCUUCUUCUUGCCCUCUACGGCCAUCUGUUUCACCUACUGCCGGAUCCUGUUGGCGGCCAGAAGACAGGCGCGACAGGUGGAGGCGCUUACUCAUCCUCCUUACCCACAUCACUCGCAUGGUGAACCAUCUCAUCCUCCGUCUCUCGGUCACGCUGUGCAUGAUGGAGACGACUACAGCCACCCGGAGCCACCCGUGCUGCGGCACGGUCCGUUGUCGGUGAACAGCGAGCGCAGACUGGCACACAGGCAAAGGAAGAGAGCUCUGAAAGCCAGCCUAACCCUGGGAGUGCUCCUGGGUCUCUUCUUCAGUGCCUGGCUUCCCUUUUUUAUCACCAACAUGGCACAGGCAGUGUGCGAGUGCAUACCUCCUUCCUUCUUCGACGCCAUCACCUGGUUGGGCUACUGUAACAGCACCAUGAACCCAAUUAUAUAUCCAAUGUUCAUGAGGGAUUUCAAGAGGGCUUUGGCACGGCUUCUACCCUGCUGUUCUUCAUCUCAAGCCCCUCGUAGGCCAUCCCUGCCACUUUCCCUUUCUCUGCGCAACUCAGGAGAACCGCAACUGCCCACCGAACCCCCCUCCCUCGUGUCUGACCCGCCUCAACUACCGGCGACGGCCACGGACGCCGUUAACCUUCUCGACGCUGAACACGCCGGGAUCGACCUGCCUCUGCUGCUGCCCAACCAGAUCGAUGCGCUGGACGAUUGAUACACCGACUGAGACUACAAAAAAAAAAUGCAAUAUAUACUGUGGGUUGUAAGAUGUGUGACUUCAGGCAGUGUGUGAGUGCAUAUACGUUUGUGUGAAAAUGUGCUACAAAAAUCAAUGGGAUAAGUGUUAAUGGGUUAGUCGUGCAUAGACUGGGAGGCUGCAUCGUUCCUUAAAGCAGAUCACAGAGAUUGUACAUUUAGUACGGUCUCAA